GCGGCCCGGCGGCGGCCCGGCAGCAGGAGGGAGCGGGGAGGCUCUGCCGGCGGCCCCGCUCGCCCGUAGCUCGGCGGGGCAUGCCCGGCUCCAGGAUGCCGGCCUGGGGGAUCCUGCCCGUCACGCUGCCUGCCUUCACCAUCACCGGGAUGUGGAUCGUAUAUGCCAUGGCACUCUCCAACAACCACAUCUGCCCUGUCCACAACUGGAAUUACAAUCAGUCGUGUGACAUGGACGGCCCCAGCUCCUGCUGCACUCUGGAUCACAUCCCCCUCGUCAGCAAAUGUGGCACCCUGCCUCCCGAGAGCUGCUUCUUCAGCCUCAUCUGCAGCCUGGGCUCCUUCAUGGUCAUCCUGGUGGGACUGCUGCGCUACGCCCACAUCCUGGAGCGCCUGGGGCCAUCCCUCCUCAACACCCUGGGGCUGGCCACUGGUUGGGUCUGCGCUGCUGGCCUCACCAUGGUUGGCAAUUUCCAGGUGGAUCACGCCAAGGUGCUGCACUACAUUGGGGCAGGGGUGGCCUUUCCCACCAGCAUGCUGUUCCUGCUCCUGCAGUCCAUCCUCACCUACCGCAUGGCCAAAACCCGAGGGCAGUACUGGACUGGCCACUUACGAAGCUUCCUCACCACUGUGGCCUUUGUCACCCUUGUCUUCAGUGGUGUGUUCUUCAUCCAGGAGAGCUUUGUGCUGCAGCAUGUGGCUGCACUGUGUGAGUGGAUGUUCAUCAUCGAUGUCCUGGUCUUCUAUGGCACAUUCACCUUUGAGUUUGGGGCCAUCUCCACAGACACCUUCCUGGUCCUGCUGAAAGCCAGCCGGGCUCCCAAAAGUUACAAAGACGAGAGCAGCGUGUCCAGCACGGCCCACAUCCACAGCCACGUGGAGGGCUUGGCUAUGGCCUGACCCCCACAGGAGGCAGCUCACAGUGGAGACUCCCAAACUGGGCUCUGACAGUAA
Messenger RNA from Corapipo altera (White-ruffed manakin), 953 nucleotides. It is a transcript of the gene TMEM150A, whose product is annotated as transmembrane protein 150A. The record is from RefSeq and is a predicted model, not a curated record. Bases 81 to 899 code for a protein of 272 amino acids. Lineage: Eukaryota; Metazoa; Chordata; Aves; Passeriformes; Pipridae. The transcript is spliced from 7 exons.